CUUGAGAGAUCGCAUUGAAUUCAAUGCAAUCUCCUUCCUUCUCUCUCUCGUCCUAUAUAUCGUCGUCCCAAAUCUCCCUUUCUCUCUCUCUCCACCAAAGCGGAACGGCAUGGCACAGGAGAAGAUGAACAGAGACGAAGUGGAGGGAAAGAGAGAAGCAGAGAUGAAGGCCAGUAACGCCGGCGACGGCCGGGUGCACUCGACGUCGCAGGCCCUCGAGCUCGACCUGCUCGGCAUCGCGAAGGCCAAGCCGGUCUCUCCGAAACGCCCGGAACGGGUGUUCCCCUGCAACUACUGCAGGAGGACGUUCUACAGCUCGCAGGCGCUCGGCGGCCACCAGAACGCGCACAAACGCGAGCGCAGCCUCAACAAUCGCGGAGUCGCCGCCGAUGUUCCGGAGUACGGGACAUUUCCGUUUCCGCACUACUCAGGACGCAGGAUCGGUGUCCAAGUGCGCUCCAUGAUUCACAAGCCGUACGUCGGAGCGCCGUUGGCUGCCGACGCCGCCGGCGGGAUGUUCUAUGGGCCGCGUCGCCACGAGUAUUUUCGGUUCUACGCUGCGGCGGGGAGAGUUCCCCAGCCGCUGCCACUUCAGGUGGCCAAAUCGGAGGAGGCGUCGACAUCAUUCGAUAGGAAGCAGGAAGAGUUGAUCAAUCUUGACUUGACUCUUAGGCUUUAG
Messenger RNA from Zingiber officinale, 679 nucleotides. RefSeq names its product zinc finger protein 1-like. Gene Ontology annotation, biological process: negative regulation of abscisic acid-activated signaling pathway. The record is from RefSeq and is a predicted model, not a curated record. Bases 110 to 679 code for a protein of 189 amino acids. Lineage: Eukaryota; Viridiplantae; Streptophyta; Magnoliopsida; Zingiberales; Zingiberaceae. The transcript has a single exon.